CCGCGUGUGGGGCCGUUUGGACGUCCUAGUACCGCGUUCUGUCCAGGUAAGUACUAACUCCUGCGGCGAAUGGGCCGUAGGCCACCGCUCUUUAUUGCGGUGCCAUGUGAGGUUGACAGACUCGGGGAGUGGUGACACUAGCCCCCGUGAUUCUCUAACGCCUGUGUCCCAGAGGCCUUCUGGCCAGGAUCCCUCCUUUGGACGCUGCGGUACAUCCUGUCUCUUGCCCACCCCCCACCCCCCCAGGCGGGGAUUCCACCAUCUCCCUGCCCACCCCGACGCCAUCGGGUACAUCCAGGAGGCCUCUAGUGUGUCCUCAAAGCUCUGUUCUGAUAGAAGGAGGCAGACCCAGUCCCUGCCUUUAGUACCCCGAAGGGGACAGGUCUGCCACUAUGAUGGAUAGAGUUGUGGUCAGGCUGGGAUGGAAGCCGACUAGGGGCUCUGUGAGCCUGGAGGGGACUCCCCACCCAGGCUGGGUCCUUAAAAUCUUGGACAGGAAGAUGCUUUAGCAGACAUUUCAAACCUGGUAUGUCCAAAUGGAAUUCCUGGUGCCUUCCUGACGAAAUGGCCCAUCAUCCUCCUGGGGGCUCUAGCCAAAACCUCCAAGUCAGUCUCCAUUCAUCUUUUCUCAUCAGCUGAGUCUUCAUCACAAUCCAAGUCUUGUGCAAAUCCUGUGGGCUCUACCUUCAAAACAGAUCCAGAGUCCCACCCUUCCUUCCCACCUCCACUGCUACCACCCCCACUCAGGCCACUUGCAACUCUCACUGGCUGUUGCCAUAGUCACCUCCCUGCCUCUGCUCCUGCCCUCUAAAGUAUGUUCCUCUCACAGCAGUCAAUGAGAUCCUUUAAAAACAUAAGUCAGAUUGUAUCUCUUUCCUGCUCAAAACCCUUCUGUGGCUCCUAUCUCUCUCUGAAUAAAAUUCAAACUUCAUAUCAUGGCCUAUGAAUCUCUUGACAACCUGCACAGACUCAACACCUGCCAGGGUCUUCCAGCCUUCAGGAGGCAGACCCCCAGAACUGGGUGACUGUAGAUUUAGGGCAAGAGGAGGGAUGAGUCCAAGGUGAUUUUAUGUCCUGUCCUGUCCUGUGAAGGAGUUGGUAGAAGUUGGGUGGUAGCAGCCAGGAGAUAGGAAACAGCUGGGAAAGAACAGAUUUCUGCUUGGGAGGAAUGGGAAGCUGGCCCUUGUGGGCACUGGGGAUCUGAGAAAAGGCCUAGCCAGGAUUCUCAGUGGGGCAUUUGGAGGACCAGCCAGAUGGACAUUACAAUUCAGAGUCACCCACAAGGAGAAUGGGCCGGGCAGGACCCAAGGACAAUGAAGAGGAUGCUCCAGAAGAGACUGGAGACUCCGCAGGAUAUAAACCACAACAGAGGGAGGGUUGAAUCAGUAGUCAAAAGAGAAAACAUUUCAAGGGACACCUGUGACAGAUGCCCCUGCUAGUCACGGCUGAUGGCUCCUAAGGACUACUUGCUGGCCCAGUGACAGGGAAGAGUACUCUGAGCGGAGGGAAGAGUACUCUGAGCGGAGGGAAGAGCCCGUGCAAACACCUUGCAGUAGGUAUGUCCUGGAGCAUUUGAGAGUAGAGUGCAGCAUGAGUGAGGAUAGGGAGAGGUGAGGUCAGGGAAAAAGGGAACCAGAUCACAGACAGCCACACACAUAGGCCACUGGCUUUUCCUAAAGUGAGAAGAGAUGGUGGCUCAGAUGAGGGUGGCAGCUCUGCAGAUGGUGAGAUGUGUUGGUUUCUGGGUCUGCAAAGAAGCUGCAGUCAGACAGGGUUUGCUGUAUGGCAUUUGGGGUUUGAGGUCAGAGGAUGCCUCAGUGAGACAUGUGGAUAAAUGGUUGGGACUUGACAUUGCAAUUUGGAGUCACCCACAGGGAGAGUGAGAAGAGUGAUGGAAGAAGAACAGGCCAGGGUCCUGGGUCCCAAGGCUUCUGGCCUGAGCAGUUGAGAGGAUGGAGCUGCUCUUGAUUGCAAAAGCAGCAGGUGUGGGAAGAAGAAUCAGGAAUCCAGAUUUUGAGAUGCCUUUUAGAGAUCUGAAUGGCACUGGCCCUGCGUCUGGAAGUCACAGACAGUGAAUAAAGUCACAUAAGGUGAUUCCACAUAUUGUGACAAAUCCUAGAAGCAGGGUGACCUGCUCAGACAUCCCUGCACUAGGCCAGGCUGGAGGCAGUAGUGGCUUGGGGCGGGGGUACUGAGCCUGAUGGAUUUUUAUGGGUUUACCAGGCAUGUGAAACCAAGGAACAUGUGGGUGGAGGAUUGGAGUUUGGCUGGGGAGGAACGAUGUAGGAAGAGAGGGACAGAAAGGGGUCAAAGAUGGGCUGAUCCAUGUUUUGACAAGUCCCCAGAAGCUUGUGGGAGAUUCUGCUACCAGAGCAGAGUUGAGUCCAAUCCUAGAGGCGCAUCCACACCACCUCCGGAACAGAAGCAGCCCCAGUUGGUGUCCUUGGAGAUGUGAUCCAUGCUGCCUCUGUGUCUCCCCGGAGGAGGUGACUACCCUGUUCUGCAGAGAAUGCAAUGGACUCACACCUGGAGAUAGUAUCCCAUCCCUCUCACCCCAAAGUGAAAUCCAGUUGAUCUUUCCUGUUUCUCCGCCUUCCCCUGGCAGAGCUGCAGCCCCUCUAGGCCUCCUCUGUCCUUAGGGUUGCUGACUCCUUCCAGGCUCUCUAAACAGCCCUGGAAGUCCAGAUCAAAGGUCUCCACCGUGUCCCUCUGAUUCCGGCUCUCAAAGAGGGCCUCCCUGGAAACUGUGAAACGGUGUCUUAAUAUGCAACUGCUAUACCCCCAGAGGACACAACUUAAUUCUGAGUGUAUCAUGGUUGUCUCUCCCCCGGAUACCAAGUCUUAGACUCCUUCUGUACUUGAUGCACAAUGGGAUGCAUUGUGCGAAGCCUCCUUAAGCCAGAACGUCCAGAAAAAGCCUCUUCUACCUUCACAUGCCUGGCCCUGGGCAGGGCAGCUAGCUGGCAGCCUCCUCAGAGGCGACGACCCCGCAAAUCGGAAUCCGCAUGUAACCUGCCUCUCGCUCUCCCUGUCCAGGAGAAGCCAACUCCUUCCCGCCCGCCCGGAGCCCGCGAUGCCCGCCCCGCAGUGCUCCUCUUGCCACGCGGCGCGCGCCGCCCUCCGCCGCCCGCGCUCCGGCCAAGCGCUGUGCGGCGCCUGCUUCUGCACCGCCUUCGAGGCCGAGGUGCUGCACACGGUGCAGGCGGGCCGCCUGCUGCCACCCGGCGCCGUAGUGGCCGUGGGCGCCUCCGGCGGCAAGGACUCCACGGUGCUGGCGCACGUGCUGCGCGAACUGGCGCCGCGCCUGGGCGUCUCGCUGCGCCUGGUGGCCGUGGACGAGGGCAUCGGCGGCUACCGCGACGCGGCGCUGGCGGCCGUGCGGCGCCAGGCGGCGCUCUGGGACCUCCCGCUCACCGUCGUGGCCUACGCGGACCUCUUCGGGGGCUGGACGAUGGACGCGGUGGCCCGCAGCACCGCCGGCUCCGGCCGCAGCCGCGCCUGCUGCACCUUUUGCGGGGUGCUGCGGCGCCGUGCGCUGGAGGAAGGGGCGCGCCUCGUGGGAGCCACGCACAUCGUGACAGGCCACAACGCCGACGACAUGGCAGAGACGGUGCUCAUGAACUUCCUGCGGGGCGACGCGGGGCGGCUGGCCCGGGGCGGGGGCCUGGGCUCGCGGGGCGAGGGGGGCGCGUUGCCGCGCUGCCGCCCGCUGCAGCUGGCCUCGCAGAAGGAGGUGGUGCUGUACGCGCACUUCCGUCGCCUCGACUACUUCUCCGAGGAGUGCGUCUACGCGCCCGAGGCCUUCCGCGGCCACGCGCGCCACCUGCUCAAGCUCCUGGAGGCGGCGCGGCCGUCGGCGGCGCUGGACCUGGUGCACUCGGCCGAGCGCCUGGCCCUGGCCCCGGCCGCGCGGCCCCCGCCCCCCGGCGCCUGCUCCCGCUGCGGGGCGCUGGCCAGCCGCGCGCUCUGCCAGGCCUGCGCCCUCCUGGACGGCCUGCAGCGCGGCCGGCCCCGGCUGGCCAUCGGCAAGGGGCGCGACGAGGAGGGGCCGCCCCCGCCUCCCAGAGACCCGCGCUCGGCGCCGGGCCCCGCCGCCGCCGCCGCCGCCGCCGCCGCCGGGGAGUGCGGGGCGGCCUGUGAGGGGCGCUGCGCCCAGGCCUCGGUGUGA
Molecule: messenger RNA, 4168 nt
Organism: Canis lupus familiaris (dog)
Lineage: Eukaryota; Metazoa; Chordata; Mammalia; Carnivora; Canidae
Gene: CTU1
Product: cytosolic thiouridylase subunit 1
Exons: 2
Coding region: 3074-4168 (364 amino acids)
Biological process (GO): tRNA wobble position uridine thiolation
Cellular component (GO): cytosolic tRNA wobble base thiouridylase complex; mitochondrion
Molecular function (GO): tRNA binding
Source: RefSeq, a predicted model, not a curated record